AUGGCUCCUAAUACUACAUCAUCAACAGUGGUAGAACAAAUUCACAUAACAUCACCACCGUUAUGUUCGUCAACAAUACCUGUAAACUUCACUUUAGAAAAGAUCAAAAUUGAACAAGGUAAUGAUAUCGGUAUUCAAGGUAUUAUUUCAUGUAUCCGUACUCAAAAGAAAAUGGACAACGUUGUAAUAUACAACGAUAUUUUAUUUCGUCUUAUGGCUAAAAACAAUCAUAGUACCAAAAGGAAAGUUUCAUAUUGA
Molecule: messenger RNA, 258 nt
Organism: Rotaria sp. Silwood2
Lineage: Eukaryota; Metazoa; Rotifera; Eurotatoria; Philodinida; Philodinidae
Source: the annotation of a GenBank genome assembly